This is a messenger RNA of Esox lucius (northern pike), 4995 nucleotides long. Its product is annotated as DENN domain-containing protein 2A. The transcript is spliced from 20 exons. The coding region runs from base 647 to 4930 and encodes 1427 amino acids. Lineage: Eukaryota; Metazoa; Chordata; Actinopteri; Esociformes; Esocidae. The record is from RefSeq and is a predicted model, not a curated record. Gene Ontology annotation, cellular component: actin cytoskeleton. Gene Ontology annotation, biological process: retrograde transport, endosome to Golgi.
GAAAGCGAGGCAACGUCAUUUAAAGCAAAGAUAUUCAGAGAGUGAGUAUGUUUUCGAGAGAAAGAAGACAUUACUGAACACAUUUAGCUAAGUCUAAAGCCUGGAAGGGGAAGGACAGUAUUGACUUGCCCUGUUUCAGACAGGUUUUUGGAGAUACUUGGAGAAGCUCUGUUGCGGCUUGGGAAGACGAGCAGGGGCUAUGCUGAGGGAGAGAGCUGCUUGUAGUCAGGGGUAGGGGUGUUAAACCAGAGGACAGAGGGGGAAAAGGCAAGUUUGCCACAUAGGAAAUCAUAUGAAUGGAUGCUUCAUCAAGUGUCAGAUUUCACAAAAUGAGAAACCACUGCACGAGCACAUCUACAGGGCUUACCCAGCUGAGAAAGGCUGGACGGGUCUUUAUGAGAAGCAGCUGUGAGGAGCGGCAGGCAAGCGUCCAGAGCCCAGGGACCCUGGGCCUGCAACAGCGCACACAGCGGCAACCCUUAUCGCUGGCGUUGCUACGGACCAUCACACACCAGGCAACUGAACUGACAGCAGUGCCAAUUACACAAGAGCCUAAGUACUGGCCGCGGAGCUCGGCGGUGACAGCGCUAAUGCCGACACUGGAUCUUGGCGCCGAGAGCAGGAGUGACAUCACGGGACCUUCAGGAUGCCGGCUGCUAGCACAAUGACCGGUGGGAGGGCUCUGCUGCUCUGUACGAACACUGACAACUGUAUCUACCAAUCAGUUAACGGGCUCCAGUGCUGUGGCUUAAAGGUUGGGGAGGCUCCGCCUGUGGUCCCCCGGCGGCGAGACGUGGUGUGUGGGGACGGGGACACCUCCGACCUGCCUGUCUCCCCUCUGGACGGGCCUGGAACUACUGACCCCAUGCUUGCUCACAAGAGAACCGACGCAGACCCCCGUACCACCAUGGAGAACGGACUCGGCGGCUGCAGCAAACUCAACAAGAACCCUGGUGGGCAGAAGACCAGCGCCAGCAUCCGGGACAAGAUCUCCCAGUGGGAGGGCAAGAAGGAGACUCUCCCUGGAAGCGGGCCGGGCCCGCUGACCGCCGCCCAGAAAGAACCGGAGAUUGUGAGAAAGAAGGAGACCGCCAAGACCUCUGAGGUCCACAGGACGGACAGCAAGAGGUUGGUCAAUUGGGACCGGCAGGACUCUGGUAAAGAGAAUGCAGGGAAGCAGGCGGACCUGAGGCCUACAUCUCCAGAGGGUCCCACUACCAAGGACAGGGAGGUGACGCCGGAGAAAGGACCACUCAGAGGCAGUAAGCCUACAGAGACGGCCAAGGACAGGGAGGUGACACUGGAGAGAGGACCGCUCAGAGGCAGUAAGCCUACAGAGAAGGCCAAGGACAAGAAGUCUGUUUUGACUCACAUUAAGAAACUGGAGCAGGCCAUGAAAGAGGCUCCCGCCAAGCCCUCCCUGGUGUUACCUGGGAACUACUUCUGCCCCCCUUCCAAGGAGGAGCAGGAGGAGGCAGAGAGGCGGGCGAACGAGCCCAUUUUCGGCACUCUGGAUGUUGUGGGCCCGCGGCCCGCCGGCUCAACACGGCGGCGGAGGUCGGGUGACCCCGAGAAUGUGUACACAGAGCCUGCUGUCGCCAGUCCCUCCAUCAACCCCUUACCAAAACCCCAGCGCACCUUCCAGCACCACACCCCGCCCAGCACCCCAACCUCAGGCCUGGGAUUGGGUAAGGGGAGACGUAACCUGCCCCCACUUCCCUCCAUCCCCCCGCCACCCCUACCCACCUGCCCACCGCCUGGAGUCUGCAGGAGGCCCUGGACAGACAGACCCAGAGACAGCAGCAACAGGAAGUCCUAUGAGUUUGAAGAUCUGCUCCAGUCGUCGUCAGACAGCAACAAGGUGGACUGGUACGCUCAGUCACGCCCGAGCCUCACACGCACUUUAUCAGAGGAGAACGUCUACGAGGAUAUCCUAGACCCUCCAUCAAAGGAGAACCUUUACGAAGAUAUAGAGUUGGAAAGAAGUUGUCUUGGAAACAAGUGCUCUUUACCAAUCACCUCCCCCUCAUCCCCCGUACCUGACACACCAACCAAGCACUCCUCGAAGCCAGGGUUUUUCAGGCAGAACACGGAACGUCGCAGCUUCAAGCUCCUGGAACUACGUAAAACCAACCGGGAAUCUGGCCUCUCCUCGCCAUCCCGCAUCAGCCCUCCCUCCACUCCCAGCAGCCCUGACGACACCCCGAACCUCUCAGGAGACCCGUAUAACCGCAGACGCAGAAAGAUCCCCAAGAUGGUGCUGAAGAUCAACGGCAUCUUUGAGGCGAGGAGAGGGAAGAAACGCAUGAAGAGGGUGUCUCAGUCAACAGAGUCCAGCUCAGGGCGAGAUGAGAACAGUGAGUCAGAGAGUGACACAGAGGAGAAGCUGAAAGCUCACAGCCAACGUCUGUCGUCGGUGCAGUCAAUGUUAAGACAGACGGGACGAUACCGGACCCUCGAAAGGGACCUGAUGGACCUCCAGGAGAGGAAGCUUUUUGAGUACUUCAUAGUGGUGGCCCUCCAUAAGACCAAGGCUGGAGCACCUUAUCUACCAGUAGUCACUCAGCAGUUCCCCCUGAAGCUGGAGAGAAGCUUCAAGUUCAUGCGGGAAACUGAGGACCAACUGAAGGUCAUCCCUCAGUUCUGUUUCCCUGACGCUAAAGACUGGGCCCCCGUUGACAGCUUCCCCAGUGAAACGUUCUCUUUCGUCUUGACUGGUGAGGAUGGGAGCCGGAGGUUCGGAUACUGUCGUCGUUUACUGCCGAGUGGUAAAAGCCGGAGACUGCCAGAGGUCUACUGUAUUGUCAGCCGGUUGGGUUGUUUCGACCUCUUCUCUAAGAUCCUGGAUGAAGUGGAGAAGAGACGGGCCAUCUCUCCAGCCCUGGUGCAGCCGUUCAUGAGGGGCAUCAUGGAGGCUCCGUUCCCUGCCCCGGGGAGGAUCAUCACCGUGAAGAACUUCCUGCCUGGGUCUGGCACUGAGGUGAUAGAGCUCUGUCGCCCGUCUGACUCUCGCCUGGAGCAUGUGGACUUUGAGUGUCUGUUCUCUUCCCUGUCUCUGCGUCUGCUCCUCCGAGUUUUUGCCUCUCUGCUCCUGGAGCGCAGGGUCAUCUUCACCGCUGACAAACUCAGUACUCUGUCUCAGUGCUGCCAUGCAGUGGUGGCUCUCCUGUACCCGUUUACCUGGCAACACACCUAUAUCCCUGUGCUUCCCCCGGCCAUGCUGGACAUAGUAUGUACCCCCACCCCCUUCAUCGUGGGCCUGCUGUCCAGCUCCCUGCCCAGCCUGAAAGACCUGCCCAUAGAGGAGGUCCUGGUGGUUGACCUCUGUAACAGCCGCUUCCUCAGACAGCUGGAUGAUGAGGACUCCAUUCUGCCUCACAAGCUGCAGGCUGCCCUGGAACAUGUCCUGGACAAGAGGAAGGAACUGGCCGGCGAGAUGCCCACGGACUCCAGCUCCCUCAGCACCGUGGUGUCCGAGACCUUUGUCCGGUUUUUCGUGGAGAUGGUGGGCCACUACCCUCUCUUCAUGGGCGGGGGGGAUCGAGAGGACGAUUCUGUGGCCCCCUCCUCCUUCGCCUCCUCCUGCUUCCAGCGUGAAGCCUUCCGUAAGGCCGUCACCUCCAAGAGUCUCAAGAGGUUUCUGGAGGUCUUCAUGGAGACCCAGAUGUUUGCUGGGUUCAUUGCGGAGAGGGAGCAACGGAGGCAGGGUCUUAGAGGUAUGGAGAGGCUGGGUCUUACAGGUACAUACAGAAGGGAUACAGCCAAGCUGAGUCUUACAGGUACAUACAGAAGGGAUACAGACAAGCUGAGUCUUACAGGUACAUACAGAAGGGAUACAGACAAGCUGAGUCUUACAGGUACAUAUAGAAGGGAUACAGACAAGCUGAGUCUUACAGGUACAUAUAGAAGGGAUACAGCCAAGCUGAGUCUUACAGGUACAUACAGAAGGGAUACAGACAAGCUGAGUCUUACAGGUACAUACAGAAGGGAUACAGACAAGCUGGGUCUUACAGGUACAUACAGAAGGGAUACAGCCAAGCUGAGUCUUACAGGUACAUACAGAAGGGAUACAGCCAAGCUGAGUCUUACAGGUACAUACAGAAGGGAUACAGUCAAGCUGAGUCUUACAGGUACAUACAGAAGGGAUACAGCCAAGCUGAGUCUUACAGGUACAUACAGAAGGGAUACAGACAAGCUGGGUCUUACAGGUACAUACAGAAGGGAUACAGCCAAGCUGAGUCUUACAGGUACAUACAGAAGGGGCACAGCCAAGCUGAGUCUUACAGGUACAUACAGAAGGGGUACAGCCAAGCUGGGUCUUACAGGUACAUACAGAAGGGGUACAGCCAAGCUGGGUCUUACAGGUACAUACAGAAGCGAUACAGCCAAGCUGGGUCUUACAGGUACAUACAGAAGGGGCACAGCCAAGCUGAGUCUUACAGGUACAUACAGAAGGGGUACAGCCAAGCUGGGUCUUACAGGUACAUACAGAAGGGGUACAGCCAAGCUGGGUCUUACAGGUACAUACAGAAGCGAUACAGCCAAGCUGGGUCUUACAGGUACAUACAGAAGGGGCACAGCCAAGCUGAGUCUUACAGGUACAUACAGAAGGGGUACAGCCAAGCUGGGUCUUACAGGUACAUACAGAAGGGGUACAGCCAAGCUGAGUCUUAUAGAUACAUACAGAAGGGGUACAGCCAAGCUGGGUCUUACAGGUACAUACAGAAGGGGUACAGCCAAGCUGGGUCUUACAGGUACAUACAGAAGGGGCACAGCCAAGCUGAGUCUUACAGGUACAUACAGAAGGGGUACAGCCAAGCUGAGUCUUACAGGUACAUACAGAAGGGGUACAGCCAAGCUGAGUCUUACAGGUACAUACAGAAGGGAUACAGCCAGGCAAGUUUUAAAAGGAAGCAAGGCAGGGUCUUAAAGGAAAUCAAAUUUUCAAAAUCAAAUUUAUUUAUAAAGCCCUUUUUACAACAGCAGUUGUCACAA